GGAGGCGUCGGUAAGUUCGAGGCGGGAGGGGGCGUCGGGGCAAUCUGCCGCCAUCCGCUCCGGCGGGGGGUUUGUCGCGGUCGGUAGAAGGUGGGCGGGGCUGGCGGGGGCCUGGGCUCCGCCGGAGGGGGGCGAGGUCGCCCGGGAAAGGAAGGGGGGGCUCUGUGGGGUGCCGGGCUCAGCCAGGCCGCCUGUGGUGCGAAGUCGCGCGUUUUACUCUCGCGAGACCGGAGUCCUUUCUCGCUUCAGCCCCCUUUUCUCCACGUGCGCGCUUGACUUCCGCAUGCUUUUUCUUCUCUCCAGAGAUGGGCAAGUUUAUGAAACCUGGGAAGGUGGUUCUUGUCCUGGCCGGACGUUAUUCAGGCCGGAAAGCCGUCAUCGUGAAGAAUAUUGAUGAUGGCACAUCAGACCGGCCAUAUAGUCAUGCUCUGGUGGCAGGAAUUGACCGCUACCCACGCAAAGUGACAGCCAGUAUGGGCAAGAAGAAGAUUGCCAAACGGUCCAAGAUCAAGUCAUUUGUGAAAGUCUACAAUUACAACCACUUGAUGCCCACAAGAUAUUCUGUUGAUAUUCCCCUGGACAAAACUGUUGUCAACAAGGAUGUAUUUAGGGACCCUGCACUGAAACGCAAGGCACGACGAGAAGCUAAAGUGAAAUUUGAAGAAAGAUACAAGACAGGCAAGAACAAGUGGUUUUUCCAGAAGCUGCGAUUCUAAAUUGCAUGUAGCUGAACCAAUAAAUUCUUUUGAAAAACU
This is a messenger RNA of Heteronotia binoei (common prickly gecko), 755 nucleotides long. RefSeq names its product ribosomal protein L27 (gene RPL27). Gene Ontology annotation, cellular component: cytosolic large ribosomal subunit; ribosome. The coding region runs from base 306 to 716 and encodes 136 amino acids. Gene Ontology annotation, biological process: translation. NCBI's taxonomy places the organism in Eukaryota, Metazoa, Chordata, Lepidosauria, Squamata, Gekkonidae. The transcript is spliced from 4 exons. Gene Ontology annotation, molecular function: structural constituent of ribosome. The record is from RefSeq and is a predicted model, not a curated record.